Messenger RNA from Caenorhabditis angaria, 1793 nucleotides. The record is from the annotation of a GenBank genome assembly. NCBI's taxonomy places the organism in Eukaryota, Metazoa, Nematoda, Chromadorea, Rhabditida, Rhabditidae.
AUGGCUACGAGCAACGAUUUUUUGCAGAUGUUAUCUGCAAAUACGAAAGAAACUGAGAGAACCAAGAAUGGAUUGAUUGAUAAAUAUGUGAGUUUUGGAAUUUUUUCGGAUUUCUUGAAAAUUAGCUAGAUUUCAGGGAUCAGAAGUUCUAGGGUUUUUGAAAAAUUAUUCUGGAAUUUGAUUUGAAAAAAGUUGACCUGAGCUAAUUUGAAAGGACGUGUCAAGUAACCGAGUCUAGAAAAUAUUAUUAUAGGCAAACCUAUCUACAGUAAUAUGAAUUAUUUCCUAUUCAAAAAUUGACCUACAGUAAACGUUUUGGCGUCAACCACUAAAAUCAUAACCGAAAUAUUUGCAGCAUCUCCGCCCGCUUGUUCUCCACAUUGGAUUAAUUGUCUUAUGCAUUGGCUAUGCAAUUUUCGGAGCAUUACUAUUCCUUUCAAUCGAAAGACCAGUUGAACUUGCAAAAAGAGAAAGAGCACUUUUCGAAUUCGAUUUAUUGAGAAAAGAAUUUAUUGGAAACAUAACAGAAGAUCGUAUGAAUUCUGAAUUGGCUCUAGAAUUGUAUACCAAAAAAAUGAUGAUUAUGUUUGAGGUAAACUUUACACAUUGCGACAAAACCUAUAGAAAUAUUUUUUUUUUAAUGUUCAGGAUGCGCACACAGCACACACUUUUGAAUAUCAUCACACUGACAGUAAGAUUGAGAAAGAUCUCUGGACAUUUUCAUCGGCUCUGGUGUUUACAACAACUACAGUAAUUCCAGUUGGUAAGAUUUUAGAAACUCAUAGAAGUAUGUGAAACUUUAAUUUAACAAGGUUAUGGUUAUAUUUAUCCAAUCACAACACAUGGAAAAAUGUUGCUCAUUGUAUAUGCUUUAUUGGGUAUUCCGCUAACACUUGUAACAAUGGCUGAUACUGGAAAAUUUGCAUCUCAAUUGGUAUCUCGUUGGUUUGGUGAAUCUAUGGCAAUUCCAGCCACAUUUUUUGUUUGUCUUCUUUUUGCUUAUCCAAUGAUGGUUGGAUUUUUACUUCAUCAAACUUCGGAUAUCACGUUUUUAGAUUCAGUUUAUUUUUCAUUGACUUCGAUUUUUACUAUUGGAUUUGGUGAUUUGACGGUAAGAUUUCAUUGUUCUUCUUUUUCUUUUUGAUCCGAUUUUUCCAGCCUGAUAUAAAUGUGGUUCAAUUAGUAAUAUUUGUCACAAUCGGAGUUAUUCUAGUCACAAUUACUGUCGAUUUUGUUGCUGUUGAAUUGAUUGAUCAUGUUCAUUAUAUGGGUAGACAUGUUGGAAAAGCAAAGGAGUUGGCUGGAAAAAUGUUCCAGGUUUGUUUUGAAACAAUUUUUAUUGAUAUGAUUAUGAUCAGAGAUUUUUAGCUCGCUCAAAAUCUUAAUAUGAAAUCUGGAAUAGCAAAUGGAGUUGGGCAUUUGCAUGUUUUGGCGAGGUUUGGGAUGCUGAGUGGGGCAAUGACGAAAGAUCAGGGGAAUGGAGGAGGAGAUUCGGAUAUUGGAACGGUAUGUGUUAUUUUGAACAUUGUUUUUUUACUUACAGUAAUACUCAUAAAUUUUUUCACCCACAAGAACUUUUUUGAGAACAUUUUUUCAAGGACCCUCGUUCUUUGAACUUCCUCUCUCAUCAACUGAUUCUCCAUAGAUAAUUUCCAAAUUUCCAGCCUGAAUCUGCUACCGCAUUCGCCCCCGACUUCAUGGAAGGAAUCGAUUUUAUGGACACACUUUCAACUUACAGUCGUCGAAGUCGACAUUCAGCUGCAAAUUCGGCUCGUAACCUUUUCGUCUGUUGA